AUGUCGUACUAUGAUAUGGGCGAGAAGCCCUCGGAGAGGUCAAGAUGGACGCCGUUAACAAGAAUGUUGCUGUCGGGAGAGAUGACGCAGGAACGGCAAAAGGAGUUGACGAUGCGAGAAAAGUUCGAUAAGUGGAUGAUCAACGAAGGCUACCGAAGAUUUUUUGUCUUCGUUUUCAUGGUUCUCCAUGCCCUAGUCUUUGCGUUCGGUUUCGUCAACUACGCCGUCAAGGACAACUUACAAGUAGCGAGAGAUACUUUUGGACCGACUUAUAUGAUUGCUAGAUCGUCAGCAUUGGUUCUCCACGUGGAUGUGGCCUUGAUUCUGCUGCCGGUCUGUAGGACAUUCAUCUCGAUGGCACGACAGACGCCACUCAAUGGUAUCAUCCAAUUCGAUAAGAACAUUACGUUCCAUAUCACUACUGCUUGGUCUAUCUUCUUCUUCUCCUGGGUUCACACGAUCGCUCAUUGGAACAAUCUGGCACAGAUCGCUGCUAAGAACAACCUGGGAUUCUACGGAUUUUUGGUCGCCAAUUUAGUAUCUGGUCCAGGCUGGACGGGUUAUAUCAUGUUAGUCGCGCUCACAGGCAUGGUGUUGACAUCGUAUGAGAAGCCGAGACGAGCAAACUACGAACGUUUCUGGUAUACUCACCACAUGUUUAUCGUCUUCUUCCUUUUCUGGUCUUUCCACGGUGCCUUCUGUAUGAUUCAACCCGAUUUCGCGCCGUUUUGUAUCUCGAUCGGUACCUCCGCUAUUGGUGUCUUCUGGCAGUACUGGAUGGUCGGAGGAUUUACCUAUCUGGCCGAACGAGUUGCCCGUGAAUUACGUGGACGCCACAAGACUUAUAUCUCGAAGGUUAUCCAGCACCCGAGCAACGUUUGCGAAAUUCAAAUUAAGAAGGAAAAUACCAAGACCAAGGCUGGACAGUAUAUCUUCUUCUGUUGCCCAGAAGUGUCUCUUUGGCAAUACCACCCGUUUACCUUGACAAGCGCUCCCGAAGAGGAUUAUAUCUCGAUUCAUAUCCGUAUGGUCGGUGAUUUCACGAAAGGUGUGGCUAAGGCGCUCGGAUGUGACUUCGAGAGGAAAGAGAAGGACGCGUCGACAGUUGUAGGUGUUGACGGUCAGAACAACGAGGUUGAUCCUGCCUUGAAGAGAGUCCUUCCUCGAGUAUACGUCGAUGGUCCAUUUGGUUCUGCUUCGGAAGAUGUGUUCAAGUACGAGGUUUCCGUGCUGGUCGGUGCCGGUAUUGGUGUUACGCCCUUCGCGUCUAUCCUCAAGUCGAUCUGGUAUCGGAUGAACUACCCGCAGAAGAAGACCCGUCUUGCGAAGGUAUACUUCUUUUGGAUCUGCAGAGAUUUCGGUUCUUUCGAAUGGUUCCGUUCGCUACUGAUGGCCAUCGAAGCCCAGGAUGUUGACAACAGAAUCGAGAUCCACACUUAUCUCACAGCCAAGAUCAAGGCCGAUGAUGCGACAAAUAUCAUGAUCAACGACGCCAACGCCGACAAGGAUACAAUCACUGGACUGCGCAGCCCGACCAACUUCGGACGUCCUAACUGGGAUAUGAUCUUCCGAGGUAUCAGGAAGCUGCAUUCGCCAGCUGAGGCGGGUGUGUUCUUCUGUGGACCUAAGGGUCUCGGCAGUGUACUUCACGUCUUCUGUAAUAAGUACAGUGAACCUGGUUUCUCCUUCGUCUGGGGCAAAGAAAAUUUCUAA
Molecule: messenger RNA, 1713 nt
Organism: Daldinia childiae
Lineage: Eukaryota; Fungi; Ascomycota; Sordariomycetes; Xylariales; Hypoxylaceae
Product: Superoxide-generating NADPH oxidase heavy chain subunit A
Exons: 3
Coding region: 1-1713 (570 amino acids)
Biological process (GO): superoxide anion generation; defense response
Cellular component (GO): plasma membrane; NADPH oxidase complex
Molecular function (GO): superoxide-generating NAD(P)H oxidase activity
Source: RefSeq, a predicted model, not a curated record